AUGAAGGGCUCCAAGGGCGUCGAGAACCCGGCUUUCGUCCCCAGCCCGGACACUCCGCGCCGCUCCUCCGCAUCGCCAUCCCAGGUCGACGUGUCUGCCUCGUCCUCCGUCCCCCGGAGAGAGGAUUCUCAGCUACCGGAGCCCCAGGAGCCCCAGAAGUCACCUGAGCCCCCUCCGCUUUCAGCAGCGGCCCAGGUCUCCCAGGAGCAGCCCGGGCCACAGCUGCUGUCGGAGCUCGGGGAGGGGCCGUGCGGCUGGGGAAGCUUCCACCCGCGGUGUCUGCAGCGCUGCAACACGCCGCGAGGCUUCCUGCUGCACUACUGCCUGCUGGCCCUCACGCAAGGUAUUGUAGUUAAUGGCCUAGUAAAUAUUAGUAUUUCCACCAUUGAGAAGCGUUAUGAGAUGAAGAGUUCGCUGACUGGCCUCAUCUCAUCCAGCUACGACAUUGCGUUCUGUGUGCUGUCUCUGUUUGUCUCUUUCUUUGGGGAGAGAGGACACAAGCCCAGAUGGCUCGCCUUCGCAUCCUUCAUGAUAGGCCUGGGAGCACUUGUAUUUUCCUUGCCACAAUUUUUCAGUGGAGAAUAUCAGCUGGGGUCCAUUAUCGAAGACAGCUGCUUAAGAACGAGGAACAGUACGGGCUGCACCUCUUCAGCUUCUUCUCUUUCUAACUACUUGUACGUCUUCAUCUUGGGACAACUGUUGCUGGGGACGGGCGGGACUCCUCUCUACACCCUGGGGACAGCCUUCAUUGACGACUCUGUGCCCACACACAAGUCCUCUCUCUACAUAGGGAUCGGCUACUCCAUGUCCAUCUUGGGUCCUGCUAUCGGCUACGUGCUGGGAGGACAACUGCUCACCUUGUACAUUGAUGUCGCUAUGGGACACAGCCCUGACGUCUCUGAGGAUGAUCCCCGGUGGCUGGGAGCUUGGUGGAUUGGGUUUCUUUUAUCUUGGAUCUUCGCUUGGUCUUUGAUAAUACCUUUUUCUUGCUUUCCAAAACAUAUACCAGGUACAGCAAAAAUUCAAGCUGGAAAAAUUUCCCAAGCUCAUCAGAAUAAGAGUGUAUCCUUGCAUCAUACAGACGAGAAAUUUGGAAAAAGUAUUAAAGAUUUUCCGGCUGCACUGAAGAAUUUGAUGAAGAAUACUGUCUUUGUAUGUUUAGUUUUAUCAAGUUCUUCAGAAGCAUUAGUUACUACUGGAUUUGCUACAUUUUUACCAAAAUUUAUAGAAAAUCAAUUUGGGUUGACAUCCAGCUUUGCAGCCACCCUUGGAGGGGCUGUUUUAAUUCCUGGAGCUGCUCUUGGGCAGAUUUUAGGUGGUUUCUUCGUUUCAAAAUUCAAACUGGCAUGUAAAAAUACAAUGAAGUUUGCACUGUUCUCAUCUGGAGUUGCAUUUCUGCUGAGUUUUGUAUUUAUUUAUGCCUACUGUGAAAAUGAGCCAUUUGCUGGUGUGUCAGAAUCAUAUAACGGGACAGGAGAACUGGGGAGUUUGACAGCCCCUUGUAAUGCCAAUUGCAGCUGUCUGCGCUCGUAUUAUUAUCCUCUCUGCGGAGAAGACGGAGUCCAGUAUUUUUCUCCCUGCUUUGCAGGUUGUUUAAACUCAGUUUCAGAAAAGAAACCAAAGAUGUAUUACAAUUGUUCCUGUAUUGAGAAGAGAACAGAAGUAGCAUCUGCUGCAGAGACUUUAGGUUUUGAAGCUAAAGCUGGAAAGUGUGCGGCUCGCUGUGCAAACCUGCCUGCGUUUCUUGGCAUUUUCCUUGUUACCGUCGUCUUUACAUUUAUGGCUGGUACUCCCACGACCGUGUCCAUCCUGAGGUGUGUUGAUCACAGGCAGCGGUCUCUGGCAUUGGGAAUUCAGUUUAUGUUGCUUCGAGUAUUUGGCACAAUACCUGGACCGAUUAUAUUUGGCCUCACAAUAGACAGCACCUGUACCCUAUGGGAUGUUAAUGAAUGUGGAAUCAAGGGGGCCUGCUGGAUUUAUGACAACAUCAAGAUGGCCCACAUGCUAGUAGCCAUAAGUGUCACUUGUAAAAUUAUCACCAUUUUCUUCAAUGGGUUUGCAAUCUUUCUGUAUAAACCACCACCACCAGGCACAGAUGUGUCCUUUGAAUGCCAGAAUGCAGCUGUGACGACUGUUUCAGCACGAUCGGAUCUCAGCAAAGGAGGAAAAGAACGGUGAAAUACAAACAGACAGUUUUGAAAAUUCACCUCCAUUUCAAAGAACGUUCUUUGCCAUGGCAGCAUUAUUGACCCAAUAUAAACAAUAAUAUUUUAAAAAUAUGUUUUAUAAUCAAAGGCAUUUUUAUAUAUGUGUGGACACAUUUGUUUUUUUUUAAUACAAAAUACAGACCUGUGCCUUCAAAGACCACCAAAAGCCUCAACACACAUAUACACGUGCACAUACACAGAACACACACGUGCACACGCACAGA
Molecule: messenger RNA, 2431 nt
Organism: Otolemur garnettii (small-eared galago)
Lineage: Eukaryota; Metazoa; Chordata; Mammalia; Primates; Galagidae
Gene: SLCO4C1
Product: solute carrier organic anion transporter family member 4C1
Exons: 13
Coding region: 1-2178 (725 amino acids)
Biological process (GO): transmembrane transport; sodium-independent organic anion transport
Cellular component (GO): membrane
Molecular function (GO): protein binding
Source: RefSeq, a predicted model, not a curated record